This is a messenger RNA of Maudiozyma barnettii, 1956 nucleotides long. It is a transcript of the gene TFC6, whose product is annotated as transcription factor TFIIIC subunit TFC6. The transcript has a single exon. The coding region runs from base 1 to 1956 and encodes 651 amino acids. Gene Ontology annotation, biological process: transcription by RNA polymerase III. Gene Ontology annotation, cellular component: transcription factor TFIIIC complex. The record is from RefSeq and is a predicted model, not a curated record. Gene Ontology annotation, molecular function: protein binding. NCBI's taxonomy places the organism in Eukaryota, Fungi, Ascomycota, Saccharomycetes, Saccharomycetales, Saccharomycetaceae.
AUGGAACAAGUAGACAAUAUAUCAAAGAGACGCAGGGGUAGACCAAGAAAAUCAUCUAGUCAAAACAAAAUCUUGGCAGAACAACACUCAAAUUAUGAUGAUGAAACGUUUGAUGUGGCUACAUCAGCUGUAAAGGCUCUUCAGGCAGUUGAAAGAGUCACUGAGGAUCCUGACUUCAUGGAAAAUAUGAUUGAAAAUGUGGGAGACAACGAUGACGAAGAGUUCCAAGAUAAUGGAAUUCCUUCCGAAGAUGAUGAUGCUGAUACACCACUUGAAGAAGCUGAUGAUGAUGAAACUUUUGAAGAGGAAAAACCAAAGAGAAAAGUACGUAAAGUAAAGACAGAGACAGUGACAACUUUGAAAAAAGUGACAAAAACUAAGACACCCAUUAAUAAAAAUCGUAUUAUUAGAGCUUUGAAAGAUCUAAGUGCGGCUAAAGAUAAAAUUAGCAGAAUUUAUGGAACUAAUGAAACACGUUUACUGGAAUUGGCAAAAAUUAAAGAGGGAUUUGAAGCUUACCUUUUCGAUUUCCCGGAGCAGCACCUUCAAAAACCUUCAGAAUACUAUAUUCCUAAAAUUACACCUUCAAGUCAGAAAAAUAUAUAUGGUCAAUUACAUGAGAAAUUAGUCGGAAAUAAAUGGUCUUUAUUGUCAAGACAAGAAGCCGAUAGAAAAUUUAAACGUAGGUCUGAACCAUUGGAAGUCCUGAUUGGUGAUGUGCAAACGACUUUAGAUACUUCAGAAAAGGUGGAAUUCCCAGUUUUUUCAAACUAUGAACGAAAAGGGUUUGUGUAUAAUAGUGGGGGUAUGGUUACAGAUAUUGCAUGGUUAUCGCAAGAUGAGGUGAGCGACCAAUAUUUAGCUGUAGCUGUUUCUCAGUAUUCAGAUAAUCCUUCCAAUCCCGAAUUAAGAAGUUUCAAUGCAGUAUCUCAUAUAUCGAGUAUCCAAAUAUUUAAAAUGAAUUCUGCCACAUUUGGGUUUAAAAAGGUACAGACUAUAUUACAUAACAGUGGUGAAAUUUGGAACUUAAAAUGGCAUGAAGGGUGUAAAUCCGAUGAUAGUGUAGGUGUCUUGUUUUUUGUUAGUCAGGAUGGAUGCUUGAAGUUUAUAGAGGCCUCCACGAAUAAUUCGGAGGAAGAAGAAAUUAUACUAUAUGAUGAUAUUAAGACUAGUAUAUCAGUCCCCGAUAAUCUUAUUACAUGUUUUGAUUUUCUUUCACCAUCGAGUGUUGUGUGUGGAUUCAGAGAUGGUAAUAUUGGGGAGUUUGAUAUUCUCGCAGAUUCGACAGUCCCAUCAUUCUUUCAGAAGGUACAUGACACAUAUGUCCUCAAUAUAGUGGUUGCAUACUCUGAUUAUGAAAAGACAUCUGUUGCCUCAAAUAGUGUUGAUGGCACCAUAUUUGUGUUUGAUCCGCAAGAUAUCAAAUCAACUAAAACUGCUCUAGAUCAAAGGUUUCGUGGUAGUAAUACAGCACCUCUAGUCUAUAAUCCUCAGUUAUAUGCACUUGUAUAUUCUGAUGGUUCUAAUUCGGUUAAGGCAGCAAUUCCUCGUGCUCUGUUUGCAACCCAUCAGUUAGGAGCUACAAAUGCAACUGUGACUGCUAUUAGCACAUCUAAAUGUCAUCCCUUCGAUCUUUGUGGGGGGUCAGAUGGAUCAGUUUACAUUGAAAAUCUAAUAAGGAGGUUUUUGACCGGUAUUAAAAACAUUUCGGAAACUCACAAAAAUUUGAGGCUCUGGAAAUGGGAUUACGAUCAAGUUAAUAAGAACUUUAGAUUGAAUCAUCACUAUGAAACAUUUAAAUGUACUUCUGCAGGUUCAAGUAAGAUAGCUAUUGAUGUGCAUGGUAUUAAUGUGACAAGUAUUAAAUGGAACGAAAAUGAAAAAUCUGGGAAAUUUUAUGCAUUUAGUAAUAGUGCUGGUUUAUUGACCAUUGAAAAAUUAGAUUCAGUUAUAUAA